Epinephelus fuscoguttatus (brown-marbled grouper) is the source of this 6662-nucleotide messenger RNA. It is a transcript of the gene sema3b, whose product is annotated as sema domain, immunoglobulin domain (Ig), short basic domain, secreted, (semaphorin) 3B. The transcript is spliced from 18 exons. The record is from RefSeq and is a predicted model, not a curated record. Gene Ontology annotation, biological process: negative regulation of axon extension involved in axon guidance; negative chemotaxis; axon guidance. Bases 1316 to 3757 code for a protein of 813 amino acids. Lineage: Eukaryota; Metazoa; Chordata; Actinopteri; Perciformes; Serranidae. Gene Ontology annotation, molecular function: semaphorin receptor binding; chemorepellent activity.
CUCUGAGCACUUCUACUCCGCUCAGCUCCUGUGAAAACUGUGUGUGUGUGAGCGAGCGAGCGUGUGUGUGUCUGUGUGUGUGUGUGUGUGUGUGUGUUUGUGUGUGAAGUCCUCACGUGUGUGUGUUAAGAAGAGUUUUAUGUGUGUGCAUAGGGGUUGUGUGUUUUUCUAAGUGGAGCUGGAGUGCAGCCGUUCAUCAGUGGAGCUGACUGCAGACAGGGGAAUACUCAGAUCUCACUGCGCUGCUUUUUAACUCACACACCAGCUGUUUUUUUUUGGACUUCUUUUAAGACUCACUGGACUUUUCGCACUAAAGUGGGACUCUGCCGCUGCUCUCUUUCUGCCCUCCAGGCACCAUUGUCAUCACUGGAAUUUUGAGGGUUUUUACCCACUGCUUUCCUGAAAAUUAUUUUAGCCUCAUAUAACUUGAACAUUCCUGAAUAGAAUUUUAUAUAAUUUCUACUUCACUCAAACUUUUUUAUUCACCCUCACAGUUUUGGGACUUUUUAAUUUUAAUAUUCGCCUACACUUUAAUGUGCAUUCUCAUUGAAUUCAGACAUGCUCAAACCUGAGAAUGGGUGCUGUGCAUGCACUUAACAAGAGCUCAGUGAGUGUGUGUAGGUGUGUAUACAGCACUCUCUAUACAGUGAGUGUAUAAUCAAGAGGGUUCGUCUCAUAUGGGCAUGUUUGUUUCCUUUUUCAUUGCAAUGGAAAGACUAUGAUAGAUCAAACAGGAAAAAGCAGCGCAGUAACUAUGGAAAUGGUCAGUGCUGUCAGAGGCAUGUUGGGCUCAGGUGGACACUGAUCCCGUCUCGGAAUGUUCUGAACUCUUUUGGAAUUUGGUUCCCCUGGAAACGGAUGGACAGGUCUCUAUGCCCAUGUGUGACAUUGUCCAGUCUUGGAUGUGAGAGUUGAACUCGGUCGUUCUUCACAAGAGGAGCAGUGAAUCUGCCAAGAGAGACUCUGCAGAAACCAAGGAGGGCGGUGUAAAGAUUACACUGAAUAUCAAGACCUUGAAAGGAAGCCUGGAAGAGACUAAAGCUCUGCUAAAGCAAACACGAGUGAGAAUCUGUUUUGGGCUUGCAGAGCUGAGCUGGUCCUUAAUCCUCGUCAAACAGGACUUAGCUCAAACGAGUCCAAAGGCAGGUGGACUGCAUCUCAUAUAUAGAAGCAGACUCUAGCAAAAGGAAAGGAAAGACAGAUAUUGGACAUAAGAGGAAUCUAAGCUGAAAUCCAGCCGUAAACCACAAUAAAGCCACUUUGCAGACUCAAACUUUCCACUUGAGGGCAAAGAGGUUGUUCUAAACGUGCCAAGAUGAUGACCAUGAUGAUGAUGAUGGCGGCCAUGAUGGUCACCUGCAGCUCUCUGUUCCUGCUUGGUCUGGCCGCCGCCCACGCUUCCUCCAACACCAUGAACCGCGCUUCCUCUACAUCCUCAUCCACCUCCUCUUCUUCCUCCUCCUCCACCUCCUCCUCCUCCUCACCACGCAUGAAGCUCUCAUACAAAGAGUUGCAGCAGUUCCAUGGAGUGCGGCGAUUUGAGCUGGAGCGUUCGUGCUGCUUCAGCGCUCUGCUGUUGGAUGAAGAAAGAGGCCGCCUCUUCGUCGGGGCCAAGAACUUCCUGCUGUCGCUGUCAUUAGAUAAUAUCGCCAAGCAGGAGCACAAGAUCUACUGGCCCGCUCCCGUCGACUGGAGGGAGGAGUGUAACUGGGCUGGCAAGGAUAUCACUUCCGACUGUGUGAACUAUGUGAAGAUUGUGCACCACUAUAACCGCACCCACCUGUACGCCUGCGGAACCGGGGCCUUCCACCCUACCUGUGCCUUCGUGGAGGUUGGACACAGGAUGGAGGACCAUGUAUUUAGGAUUGACCCCGCUAAAGUAGAGGACGGGAAAGGGAAGAGUCCCUAUGAUCCUCGCCACAAUGCUGCAUCUGUACUCGUUGGUGAUGAGCUAUAUGCGGGCGUGGCCACAGACUUAAUGGGACGGGACUUCACCAUCUUCAGAAGCUUGGGAAAACGCCCCUCCAUCCGAACUGAACAGCAUGACUCCCGCUGGCUCAAUGAACCAAAAUUUGUGGGUUCCUUUUGGGUCCCUGAAAGUGAAAACCCUGAUGACGACAAGGUAUUUUUCUUCUUCCGUGAGACGGCGGUUGAGGCCCAGGGUCUGGGAAAGUCCACCUACUCCCGCAUUGGACAGCUCUGCAGGAAUGACAUGGGUGGUCAGCGAAGUCUGGUGAACAAGUGGACGACAUUCCUCAAGACCCGUCUGAUCUGCUCGGUACCAGGAGCCGACGGCAGCGACACGUACUUUGACGAACUGCGCGACGUGUUCCUGCUGCAGACCAGGGACAGAAAGAACCCCCUGGUCUACACUGUCUUCUCUACUUCCAGCAGUGUAUUUAAAGGCUCAGCUGUAUGUCUCUACUCCAUGAAUGACAUCCGGAGGGCCUUCCUGGGGCCCUUCGCUCACAAAGAGGGGCCUAACUACCAGUGGGUCCCCUUCCAGGGAAAGGUCCCCUACCCACGCCCGGGAAUGUGUCCCAGCAAGACAUUCGGCAGUUUUGAGUCCACAAAGGGUUUCCCAGAUGAUGUGAUCCAGUUUGCACGUCACCACCCUCUGAUGUAUAACCCAGUCUACCCUAUGAGUCGACGGCCUAUCUUCGUCAGAACUAAUGUGGACUACAGCUUCACACAGAUUGCUGUGGACAGAGUCAGCGCCGCAGAUGGACAGUAUGACGUUAUGUUUAUUGGCACAGACAAAGGGACUGUACUAAAGGUGAUCAAUGUUCCCAAGGAGAGCUGGAACAACAUGGAGGAGCUUCUACUGGAAGAGCUGGAGGUCUUCAAAGAUGCCUCAUCUAUCAUCGACAUGCAGAUCUCCUCAAAACGGCAACAGCUAUAUCUGGGCUCAGCCACAGGCAUUGCCCAGGUUCCCCUUCACCGCUGCAGUGUGUAUGGAAAGGCCUGUGCUGAGUGCUGCUUGGCCAGAGACCCAUACUGUGCCUGGGAUGGAACAUCCUGUACUCGCUACCUGCCAAACACCAAGAGACGUUUCCGUCGCCAGGAUGUAAGGAACGGAGACCCCAACACCCUGUGCUCCGGAGACCACCAUAAGCACCGCGUUGCAGAGAGAAAGCUGUAUGGAGUUGAGGGAAGCAGCACUUUCCUGGAGUGUAUCCCCAAAUCCCUUCAGGCUAGAGUCACCUGGACCUUCCAGAAACAUCCACAGAACCCAAGGGAAGAGGUGCGUCUGGAUGAUCGCAUACUCCAGACAGACAGAGGCCUUCUGAUUCGUCGUGUCCUGAAAAGAGAUAUCGGCAUCUACCAAUGCCACGCCAUGGAACACGGCUUCACCCAAACCUUACUAGGCAUCACCUUGGAAGUUGUACCUUCAACAUCCUCCUCAGUCUCCAAUCUACCCUCCGACGCCCCUGUCCGAUUAGACCCCCGCAGUGGAGGUGGGCCCCCAAUGAACAAUCAAAAGCUUUGGUACCGGGAUUUCAUGCAGUUGGUGGACCAUCCUAACCUGAGCACCGUUGACCAGAUUUGUGAGCAAGUUUGGGCACGAAAGAACGCUGGCGGUGACCAAGUGGAAAAGACCUUCCCUGCUCCAGGGAAGGACGUCCCGCCUCUGGGCCCUGCUGUCCGCCCAGCUAACAAGAAGUGGAAGCAUCUUCAAGAGAUAAGGAAGGGGAGAAACCGCCGGACCCACGACGGGAAACCAAACCCUCGGGCGCCUCGCAGUGCAGGGGAGUAAAAACGUAGUGUAAGACAUAGAGGGAGAAAAGAAUGACUGAUACAAUGAGAAAGGAGGAGAAUAAUAGAAUGAGAGUGAGAGACCAAGAACUCUUGGAGGUGUUCACGGUUACAGAUACACCCACGCACAUAAAAACACACACAGACACACACACAGCACCUCCUCUAUUGUGUAUAUUUAUCUAUGGAUGCCCCCACUAUAUGGUACCCUGAUCCCUGAGUCCUCAUCCCACUGGCCAGCCCCUGCAUGUGCUGCCUUACUGCCCAAAUUGAUUCUGCACGAUCCCUUUACACUGUUCCACUAGCGUAGUCGAGUGUACAAGCAGGUACGUGGGAGUAAACCCACUUUUAUCUGUGGGCAAUAAACUUAAACUAACCUGUCAUUCCCUUUAUCACUGACUGAAUAUGGAAGGUGGGUUCACAGUACGGGAUUACCACAUCUUUUGUUGGGUAAUAAAGUUUGCCUACUACAUGCCAGCUACAUGUCAUAUUUGGAUAGUGGCUCACAGUAUGAACACCUACUCUAUGGACUACACCACUCAGAACAACAAGAGCCCCAAAGUUUUGGAUGAACUCUCCUCACGACUUUUCUUACCUGAAGAUUUCAUACCAAUGUAGAAAAAUGGUGGACUGGAGUGCUGCGCAUAACGGAAGUGAAUGGAGAAACUGGAAUAUACUGAAAAGUAAUGAUCUCUAACUGGAAACACAUUUAACUAUUUAUGUGCAAUUGCACAAGCAUGCAGACAAAUAAACACUUUUUUUUAAAAACAUUGUUUCUACAGAAAUAGAUCAACUUCCUGUGGUGCUCCUGUUGCACAUAUUUCCAGUAACCUCACUUUUCACAUGGUUUUGUGUGCAUAUUACAUAAUGCAGUCACAGAAGAGGUAGAAAUGCCAGCAGCGUGGGUCAGCCUGUGGAACAGAUCAGCAUGUUGCAAAACUGGUUAUAUUAUAUAGUAGGUUUUUUAGUGGUUUCCUUAGGCACAUUGAGGCAUGUUGCAGCAAAAUAAAUCACACAAUACUUGCAGUCAUGGUUAGAGAGCAGUCGUAUCUAGCAAGAUAUGAUUAUAUUGCUUUACUGGUCCAAACCACUAGAGAAUAAGGGGUGGAAAAACUACUGGCAUUCCAUAAUGGGAGAGCAAGAAGAGAUGUUUACAGUACACAGACAAAGCUGGAGCACAAAGACGUCAAUCUCUAAGAGCAAGUAAAAGCCCAAAUAAAACCUGGAUUACAUCCUGACAAGUUUUAGUUAUGUAGCAUCUUUAACACACACAAACAAUGUAAUAAGCAUUGAAAACACAUAUAGAAGAAGAGUUUUGACAUGAUCUAAAACCUCACUUUAAAAAUCACUAUUUAUUGGUUUUUAUUUUGGGCUGUGUUUAAUGUUUAGUGCAUUGACAUCAAGGAGAAAUCAUGAACAUAGUGGUUUGGGUGGAAAGCAUUAAUACAAUGAGGAGGAAGAGGGAAGUGGACUCUAGUAUGACAACCCAUGUUUUUGGGCUACAGUACAGUAUAUAUAUUAGCAUGAUAUUUAUGAGUGAAAGUAUGAUUUUGUUUUUUUGUAUUCUAAGCGGUACUUCUACUCCUUGCUCUUUUACACUGUUCUUGCAUAUGUUGUUUGUGAUAAAUAGAUAUAUGCAAAUAAUAUAAGAUGAGCGAGUCUCUGACUCCUCAUCCAGCACGGUAAAAUGCGCAGAAAGCUGUUCUUCUGUGCUACCCACAAUGCAUUUCACUGUCUGCAAAAAAACAAACAAACAAAAACCUUCCAUCUGAUUUCUUAAACUGUUGGAAUCACUUUCAACGUAGUGUUACAGUCAUUAAUAUCAUUGACUUUUGCUGCUUAACGAUGUCAUCUCUUCCUAAUGGACAUUUAGUACGAUAAGGUCUUCCUUCUCUCUGUCUUUAGUCUAAUCUCUCUCUGUGUAUUAUCUGUAAAGAAACCUUGUUUGUUGGUCGUCUGUGCUGACAUGAUGUGUGUAGCCUGCCCCCUUAGUGUCCAUUGUGUGUACGGGCUCAGAUGAGGAGCCUACCUGUGGUACCAUACUUUAUUAUAUCAUAGUCUAUCCACAUGAAAGAAAGCAACUGGCCGUGUAAGAUAAAACAUGCAUUUAUGUUUUGCAUUCAUGAAAUCUCAGUAAGAUUUUUAUGAUGAAUUUAUGGUCUAACUUGUGUUGCUGCCACAGAAUUGGCUUUUGGUGUGUGCUUUAAUUCACACAGGCCCUGAUAACUGGAGGCAGCACAAAUUAGGUCUGUGAGUGGAUUUUAGAUGUAUGGAAUCAUUGUCAUUGUUAUUUAUAUACCUUCUUUAUAGAGAUGUAAUUAACUCUUUAAACCGAACUGAACUAAACUGACUGACUCCUGUAAAAGACUGACUCUGCAUUUUGACACCACAUCCAGGAUUUACUGCAAAAAGAAGAGUUUAAAUGAAGAUGCUGCCUGUCUGCUUUUAAACCACAGAACUAAUUUAGAUUACUAAUUCACUAAAUGGAGAUUAUUAGAUGUGUACUUUUGUUUCUUAAGUAAGAGAUAAUUUACAAAGGUAGUGAUGUCAAAUUUGCUUGAGUCUCUCUUUUAGGCCAGCUGUUGUUUUGUGCUCUUUUGAAAUUGCAUGACCAAUGUUAGUGGCUAAUGCGUUUGACAAUGGUGCGGUGGCGAGAAAGAGCGAGAGAAAGAAAGCACAAUGUUGAAUAUUAUUAUUAUUCCUAUGUAUUUAUGUGCAAAGAUAAGCUGAUAUGUUGUGGUGGAUUUUUAUUUUUCUUAUAAAUGUAGAUUUACAUCUGUAUUGUUCAUGUUCUGCUGAAAAGGACUCAUCCUCAACAUUUUUUUUGGACAUUACAGCCAAUAGUAAAAAGAAAAAGAAAAAAAAAACCUCCUCCUGAACAGUGUCCAGUUAGAGUCUUUGUUGUU